This is a messenger RNA of Drosophila novamexicana, 1405 nucleotides long. RefSeq names its product lipase 1. The record is from RefSeq and is a predicted model, not a curated record. NCBI's taxonomy places the organism in Eukaryota, Metazoa, Arthropoda, Insecta, Diptera, Drosophilidae. The coding region runs from base 1 to 1332 and encodes 443 amino acids. The transcript is spliced from 3 exons. Gene Ontology annotation, biological process: lipid metabolic process.
AUGCCGCACGCGAGCUGCCGCUGGAGCUAUUUGCUGGGCCUGCUCUGGCUAAGUCAGCUGUGGGCAGCAGGUGGAGCUGGCUAUUUGGAGGACAACUAUCCGGCCACCGUGAUCGAGGAUGCGCAUCUGACCACGCUCCAGCUGCUGGCCAAGUACAAGUAUCCGGGGGAGGCGCAUUCAGUGACCACCGAAGACAAAUAUAUUCUGCAGAUGCAUCGUAUUGCCAGGCCUGGAGCCAAGCCUGUGCUGCUGGUGCAUGGACUGCAGGACAGCUCAGCAACAUGGAUUAUGAUGGGACCGCACAGCGGUCUUGGGUACUUCCUCUACGAGGAGGGCUACGAUGUCUGGAUGGGCAAUGUGCGCGGCAAUCGCUACUCGCGAGGCCAUGUCAAGUUAAAUUACAACACGGACAAAUCUUAUUGGACCUUCUCGUGGCACGAGAUUGGCAUGUACGAUCUGCCCGCCAUGAUCGAUAAGGUGCUGGCCAAGACUGGCUACCAGAAGCUGAGCUACUUUGGACACUCCCAGGGCACCACGACCUUCUUUGUGAUGACCUCUAGUCGGCCCGAGUACAAUGCCAAGGUACAUAUCAUGCAAGCUCUGGCGCCAGUGGCUUUUAUGACACAUGUUAAGGGACCACUGUUGGGAUUGGGCCGCAACCUGUUGAAAGUCUUGGGAGAACGGGCUGAGGUUACACCCCACUCGAAACUGGUGCUGGAUAACUGCAUGCUGUCAGCAGCCACAGUGCAAACCUGCAUGUACUACGUGUGGAAAAUAAUUGGCAAGAAUACUGCGGAGCUGAACAAGACCAUGUUACCUGUGAUGUUUGGUCAUGUGCCCGCCGGUGCCAAUUCCAAACAAUUUCUUCACUAUCUGCAGCUGCAAUUGUCAGAUCGAUUUUGCACCUACGACUAUAAUGCGAAGGAGAACCAGCGCACCUACGGUCGUGCCACGCCUGUGGACUAUGCUUUGGAACGGAUUACAGCACCGAUUGCUUUGUACUAUACCCAGAAUGAUUACCUGUCGGCUGUCGAGGACGUUAAGCGACUGAUCAAGCGCCUGCCCAAUGUCGUGGAGGAUCACAUGUAUCCCAACAAGAAAUGGAAUCACAUGGACAUGGUCUGGGGCAUCAGCGCCAGGCGCCUAGCACAUCCCCGCAUGCUGGAAGUGAUGCGGCUCUGGGAAGCGGGCGGUCCACAAAAUGGCACGCAGUCCACCACGGAAUAUAACGAAGGGAACUCCACCACGGCAGAAACAGUGCAGGAGGUGGAAGAUGCGAUGGAGGAUACGGAAGAUGAGAUGGAGGAUGCUACGGAACACGAGACACGAUAAAUUGGUUUUGGGUGUUGGGCUCUGUACGUUAUUGGGAACAUAAAUAUAUUUAGUUGGCAAAUUGUACACACUU